AACCUCGGAGUCCCUGUCUUCCUUCCCUCUCCUUCAGCCAUAGCCCACCGCGACCGCCCCACCUGUCUCUCAUCUCUUCUCUUCUCUUUCAAUAAAAUAAUAAAAAAAGGUGCGGCCAAGCUAAAGACGGUCAUCGCUUCUUGCGUCAAUUUCUGUUUUCUUUCUCUAAAACCUCACUCACACGCACUACACGCAGUCUACACAGUCUCAGUCUGAUGCCUGCAAACUGUUACGCAUUGUACUGGUAGGGUUUAACAGCUCCGGGAAACAAUCCAAACCGAUCAAUUCCGCAUAUUUUAUCUAUACAACCACAGCGCAAGCCUGCGUUUUCUGCCUUUUUUUAUUUUUUUAUUUUUGGCCGUGAUACUCAAGGUUAAUCUUAUUUCCGGGAUUAUAGUUCAUCAGGUUCCUUAAAAUGGCGGCGAAUCUCACCAUAACUGGCAUACUUGAAAAGAUGACUGGGAAGGAUAAGGAUUACAGAUACAUGGCAACAUCUGAUUUGCUAAAUGAAUUAAACAAGGAGGGAUUUAAACUUGAUGUCGAGCUAGAGGGGAAGUUGUCAAAUAUUGUUCUGCAGCAGCUUGAUGAUGUGGCUGGUGAUGUCUCUGGAUUAGCUGUAAAAUGCCUUGCUCCUUUGGUUAAGAAAAUCCAUGAGCAACAAGUGUUGGAUAUGACUAAUAAGCUUUGUGAUAAGCUGCUUAAUUUAAAAGACCAGCAUCGUGAUAUUGCUAGCAUAGCUAUGAAGACAAUUGUUGCCGAAGUUCCUUCACUUUCUGUUGCACAGUCUGUUCUUGUGUCCAUUACUCCGAAGUUGAUUCAAGGGAUCACUGGCACUGGAAUGAGCACAGAAAUAAAAUGUGAAUGUCUUGACAUUUUAUGUGAUGUUCUUCACAAAUAUGGGAAUUUGAUGGCUUCAGACCAUGAGCCACUGUUAGCUGCAUUACUACCUCAGUUAAGUUCCAAUCAAGCCACAGUUAGGAAGAAGACUGUCUCAUGUAUUGCAUCUUUGGCUUCAAGCUUGUCAGAUGACUUGCUGGCAAAAGCUACUGGCGAAGUUGUUCGGCUUUUGAAAAAUAGGGCUUCAAAAUCUGAAAUGGCACGAACAAACAUUCAGAUGAGCGGGGCCUUAAGCCGAGCUGUUGGCUAUCGUUUUGGUCCCCACCUUGGAGAUACUGUUCCAGUUCUAAUAAACUAUUGCACAAGUGCAUCAGAGAAUGAUGAGGAGCUUCGUGAAUAUAGCUUGCAGGCAUUGGAGAGUUUUUUACUAAGGUGCCCUAGAGAUAUUUCUUCUUACUGUGAUGAAAUUCUCCACCUUACAUUGGAGUUUCUUAGUUAUGAUCCAAAUUUCACUGAUAACAUGGAGGAAGAUACUGAUGAUGAAAGUCAUGAGGAGGAAGAAGAUGAUGAGAGUGAAAAUGAGUAUACGGAUGACGAAGAUGUGAGCUGGAAAGUCCGUAGGGCUGCAGCCAAGUGCUUGGCGGGACUAAUUGUUUCUCGCCCUGAGCUGCUUGGAAAGCUAUAUGAAGAGGCUUGUCCAAAAUUAAUUGACCGAUUUAAGGAAAGGGAAGAAAAUGUCAAGAUGGAUGUGUUCAAUACUUUCAUUGCGUUGCUGCGACAAACUGGAAAUGUUACGAAAGGGCAGAUGGAGUUUGAAGAAUCAAGUCCUAGAUGGUUAUUGAAGCAAGAAGUGCCUAAAAUUGUUCGGUCCAUCAAUAGGCAAUUAAGAGAGAAAUCUGUCAAAACAAAGGUUGGUGCAUUUUCAGUUUUGAAAGAACUGGUGGUGGUCUUGCCUGAUUGCCUUGCUGAGCACAUUGGAUCUCUUAUACCUGGAUUUGAGAAAGCAUUAUGUGAUAAGUCCUCUACUUCAAAUUUGAAGAUUGAAGCUCUUACUUUUACAAGAUUAAUUUUGGCUUCUCAUGCACCUCCUGUUUUCCAUCCUUAUAUUAAGGCCAUAUCAGCUCCUGUUAUAUCCGCUGUGGGUGAGCGAUACUAUAAAGUUACAGCUGAAGCACUUAGAGUAUGUGGAGAACUUGUUCGUGUUGUGAGGCCAAAUAUUGAGGGUUCUGGUUUUGAUUUCAAACCCUAUGUUCAUCCAAUAUAUAAUGCUAUCAUGGCCCGUUUGGCAAAUCAAGAUCAGGAUCAGGAGGUUAAGGAAAGUGCCAUUACAUGUAUGGGGCUUGUUGUUUCAACGUUUGGUGAUUAUCUCAGAGGGGAGUUACCAGCAUGCCUUCCUGUGCUUGUGGAUCGAAUGGGGAAUGAGAUAACUCGGCUAACUGCUGUGAAGGCAUUUGCUGUCAUUGCUGCUUCUCCACUGCAUCUUGACCUAUCUUGUGUUUUAGAGCAUGUAAUUUCAGAGUUGACCGCAUUCUUAAGAAAGGCCAAUCGCGCACUAAGACAGGCAACACUUGGGACUUUAAACACCCUGAUAGUUGCUUAUGGUGAUAAAAUCGGUUCAGCUGCUUGCGAAGUCAUUGUCAUAGAACUCUCUACUUUGAUAAGUGACUUCGACUUGCAUAUGACAGCACUAGCCCUGGAACUUUGUUGUACCUUAAUGUCUGACAGCAGAUCAACCCCUAAUGUGGGUUUGACUGUCAGAAAUAAAGUUCUUCCUCAAGCAUUAACUUUGGUGAAAAGCUCCUUGCUUCAGGGACAGGCACUUCUUGCUUUGCGGAAUUUUUUUGCUGCAUUGGUUUCCUCAGCAAAUACAAGCUUUGAUGCAUUACUGGAAUCUCUUCUUUCAACUGCCAAACCAUCUCCACAGGCUGGUGGUGUUGCAAAGCAGGCUUUAUUUUCCAUUGCUCAGUGUGUAGCCGUUCUUUGCCUUGCUGCAGGUGAUAAGAAAUGUUCAUCUACCGUUAACAUGCUGACGGACAUUUUGAAAGAUGACAGCAGCACAAGUUCGGCCAAACAACAUCUUGCGUUGCUUUGCUUGGGAGAGAUUGGGAGGAGAAAGGAUCUAAGCUCACAUGUUCAGAUCGAGAGUAUUAUCAUUGAAUCAUUCCAAUCUCCUUUUGAAGAGAUCAAAUCAGCUGCCUCUUAUGCUCUUGGGAAUAUUGCUGUUGGUAAUCUACAAAAAUAUCUGCCAUUUAUCUUGGACAAGAUUGAUAAUCAACAGAAGAAACAAUAUCUACUAUUACACUCAUUGAAGGAGGUCAUUGUAAGACAGUCAGUGGACAGAUCAGACUUUCAGGAAUCAAGUGUUGAGAAGAUACUUAAUCUGCUCUUUAACCACUGUGAAAGUGAGGAAGAGGGUGUUCGCAAUGUUGUAGCUGAGUGUCUGGGAAAAAUUGCCCUCAUUGAACCCCAAAAACUUGUUCCUGCUCUCAAGGACCGUACCACUUAUCCAGCUGCAUUUACCCGAGCAACGGUUGUCAUUGGCGUAAAAUAUGCUAUAGUUGAGCGUCCAGGGAAGAUAGAUGCAAUUCUGCAGUCUGAAAUUUCAUCUUUCCUGAUGCUCAUAAAGGAUCAAGAUCGGCAUGUUAGGCGUGCAGCUGUUUUGGCCUUGAAUACAGCAGCCCAUAAUAAGCCAAACUUGAUAAAGGGUCUUUUACCUGAACUUUUGCCACUACUAUAUGACCAGACGAUAAUUAAGCAAGAACUGAUUAGAACAGUUGAUCUGGGUCCCUUCAAGCACACAGUAGAUGAUGGGCUUGAAUUGAGAAAAGCAGCUUUUGAAUGUGUUGACACUUUGUUGGACAGUUGUCUUGAUCAAGUGAAUCCAUCAUCUUUUAUUGUUCCUUACCUCAAAUCUGGUUUGGAAGAUCAUUAUGAUGUUAAAAUGCCUUGUCAUCUUAUCCUCUCAAAACUUGCGGAUAAGUGCCCCUCUGCCGUAUUAGCAGUUUUGGAUUCUUUGGUGGAUCCCUUGCAAAAAACUGUUAGUUUCAGGCCAAAACAGGAUGCAGUCAAGCAAGAAGUUGAUCGUAAUGAAGACAUGGUUAGGAGUGCCCUUCGAGCAAUUGCAUCAUUGAACCGCAUAAGUGGAGGAGACUGCAGCCACAAGUUCAAAAAUCUCAUGAAUGAAAUUGGAAAAUCUCAAACACUAUGGGACAAUUAUUGUUCUAUUCGAAACGAGUGAGAAUUUUUUAAACCCACCUCUGAGGUUCAUGCUGAAGUGAAGAAAAUGAUCGUUGCUUGAUUUCUCCGGGAGAGCCUUUUACAAGUUAUACCGUUGGAAUAUUGAUGGGUUCAGAAUACAAGCUAGAUGGGGUUUGUGGAGAAUGGUAUGGUGCAAUUCACUCCUUUUUGGGGAAGGCUGAUUUGGUUGGCAUUGUAUAGUCAUAGUCCUAGUUUUCCCAUUCUUUCGCUGCUUUACAUUUUCUUCUUUAUUGGGUUUUCCCCCCAGUUAUCUGUGCACUAGGUUAUCACUUUCCCCUUCCAACCCCUAAAUUGUUGUAAAAUUCAGCUGGGUUGCUAGUUUUAGCAAGAAAUUUGCCCCCAGAAACCUGACUUCCGAGCACAGGAAAAAUUGGCCGCUGUUAAUCCUUGGCGUAUUACGAAAUUUUGGUUGAGUUAUGUGAGGAUCAUUUGCUUUUC
Molecule: messenger RNA, 4533 nt
Organism: Coffea arabica (coffee)
Lineage: Eukaryota; Viridiplantae; Streptophyta; Magnoliopsida; Gentianales; Rubiaceae
Product: cullin-associated NEDD8-dissociated protein 1
Biological process (GO): SCF complex assembly
Source: RefSeq, a predicted model, not a curated record